Messenger RNA from Corticium candelabrum, 1462 nucleotides. RefSeq names its product nipped-B-like protein B. Gene Ontology annotation, biological process: meiotic attachment of telomere to nuclear envelope; homologous chromosome pairing at meiosis. The transcript has a single exon. Gene Ontology annotation, cellular component: nuclear inner membrane. The record is from RefSeq and is a predicted model, not a curated record. Bases 1 to 1338 code for a protein of 445 amino acids. NCBI's taxonomy places the organism in Eukaryota, Metazoa, Porifera, Homoscleromorpha, Homosclerophorida, Plakinidae.
AUGUUUCCUGGAUUAUGCGCUUGGUUCUCUGUUUCGUGUGAUGAUAGGAUACGAAACUUAUGGGAAAUACACGGAGGAGUUGUUACAGAUGCGGAUACUGCUUAUUUUUUGUUUAGUGACGACGCCAGUUCUCCAGACACGAUUCUUCUUCACGAAUCCGAAGCCUACGCCAAACACGAGCUGGUCGUAUUUAAAUCAGAGUGGAUUGAGCACGUAAUUCAUGCAGGGAGUCGACAUUUAGUGAGUCCUGGACCAUUCGUACUUUCACCGCGUGAAUACGAGCCGCUGAUUGGUCGGUUACUUGACAGACUUGAUAGACAUUGUAGAAAGAGAGUUGCUGCGACUGUGAGUGAUGUGAGAGGCAAACCCGACAGAGAUGAAGGAUUGAUGAGAUUUGAGUUGACACACAAGACAAAGACAGUAACACUUGCUGAGUUUCGUCGUUUAAAAUAUGGUACAGCCGAUUGUUUAGACAGCAACACAGUGACAUGUCAUUCCGACAGGAAUACUCAGUUGAAUGAUUGUCAAGCGUCUAGACAUUCUGAUGCAGAUGACAGUAAUGCUUCGAUUCCGGACCAAAGUGAAGGAGCAACGCCGGUUGUUUUGGAGCAAACAGGCCGUGUUAGUGACACUGACGCCAUGCAAUCGGAGUCAAGACCCUAUGAGAGUAUUAAUGACCAAGAGACAGUCAAUGAUCAAGAGAGAGUUAGUGAUCAAGAGAUUGUCGAUGACCAAGAGUCUGAGACAGUCAAUGAUCAAGAGAGUCUGAGAGUUAGUGAUCAAGAGACAGUCGAUGGUCAAGAGAGAGUCAGUGAUCAAGAGACAGCCAAUGAUCAAGAGACAGCCGAUGAUCAAGAGACAGCCAAUGAUCAAGAAAUAGUUAGUGAUGAAGAGAUAGUCAGUGAUCAAGAGAGAGUCAAUGAUCAAGAGAGAGUCAGUGAUCAAGAGGUAGUCGAUGACCAAGAGACAGUCAAUGAUCAAGAGAGAGUCAGUGAUCAUGAGACUGUCGAUGAUCAAGAGAGAGUUUGUGAUCAAGAGACAGUUGAUGGUCAAGAGAUAGUCAGUGAUCAAGAGAUAGUCAUUGAUCAAGAGGUAGUCCAUGACCAAGAGACAGUCAAUGAUCAAGAGAUAGCCAAUGAUCAAGAGAUAGUCAGUGAUGAAGAGAUAGUCAGUGACCAAGAGACAGCCAAUGAUCAAGAGAGAGACAAUGAUCAAGAGGCAGUCAACAUAAUGCAUCUCUCAGGUGUUACACAUAUCGACAGUUUGACAUUACCGACAGGAAUGAAAAUGAUGGACUUCAUACCUUCAUUGGGAGGCUGUUAUGUGACGUUGAAAUAAAGCACGUCCAACUACAUGACGUGCCUUGUUGUUAUGCAUGUUGCAUGUGCAUGAUUUAGACAUUUAAAUUUAGUUAAGUACGUGAUUACUGUUUGAGCAUAUUCAACCAACAGCAGUAUUGUGA